GGUGCGAAAUAUUUCCGAGCAAAAAUUGGCCAACAAAUGGAGGACUUCAAGAAGAUCUGGCAGAGAAACUGCUCCAGCUCAAGCAGCAAUGCGAAGGAUGUCAUCCGCCCGCUGGUGGAAGACAACUGCUCCGAAUUUGUGUUGGCCCAUGCCAGACGCGAGCUGCGUCCAGCUCGCCAAUUCACAGAGGUCUGCCUGCUGCCGCACAUCCUGGAGCGCAUGAGGAAACUGGGCUUGGACAAACUGCUCCGCCUGCAGAGCUACACAUGGCCACAUUUGGCCGGAGGAGCCGAACAAGGCGCCAUGAUUGUGGGUGCUUCGGGCAGUGGUCGCACCCUUGCGUACAUGCCACCCGUUUGCCAUGCGGUUUUCAAGGCCAUCACGGAAAGCAUGAGCCAGCUGAAGGAUCUGGAGCCGGGAGCCUGGCCGCAGGGGCAGCUUGGCCCCAUAGCCCUGAUUCUGGUGCCCGAUCUGGGUCGCGUCCGCCAAGUGAGCGACCUGUGCCACGCCCUGCUGCCCAGGGCAUUUAACGAGGAGUGCUUCACCCUAACCCUCAACGUUCCCUCGACCAAGAGUUCGGAGUUCUUUCUGCGGCUCCUGAAUGGAGUGGGUUGCCUGGUGACCACCCCUACCCAGCUGGUCUGGUUAUGGCAGGAGGCUCCUUGUCUGAGGCGCUUUUCCGACCUUCAGUUCCUGGUCUACGAUGAUGUGGAUCUGAUGUCCGCGGAUCAGCUGGAGGGCGUGCAGAAGGUGCUGCGGAAGAUCAUGCCCCUAACACACUCGCCCCAGGUGGUGAUGGUGUCCCAGUCAUAUAGCUCCACGCUAAUGGCCAAACUAAGAGCACUCAAUGGCAACCCUGCUCUGGUCAUCGGCGACAUAAUGGAGGCAGCUCUGUACGGUGGAACACGCAUGAAUGUUUCUCUGGUUCGCUCAUCAGCCAAAGUCAAUGCAGUGGUCCAGUUGCUGCGCCAACGUCCUCCCCACGAAUACCGCACGGUGAUUCACUGCGUCGAUGAUUGGCAUAUGCAGCGCCUAGAGAAGGCUCUGAGGGAUCAGGCCUACAACUGCCAGCCCUACUACCAGAACUCAAACCUGCCUGCUCUCCAGCAGGUGCCGAAUAGUCGCGGCGUUAUUUUACUAUGCACAGACAACUGCAAGGAGCUGAGCAUCCGAGAUGCGCACACCCUGAUCCACUACAGCAUGAGCGACUCGUGGAGCAAGUUCAAAAUGAGACACCUCAUGCUGUCCGGCAAUCUAAGCAACAGUCUGGCAGCCAAAGCCAACCCAGUGAAGGUGCCAUUGCAUUCUCUGGUGCUCCUUGACGAAAACAACCACCAGGAACUUCCGCUUCUUGUGGACUUUGUGCAGCUGCACCAGGAGGUGGAUCCCGGCGUAGUGGCGGUGGCCAAGCGUAUACGCCAGGAGAUGGACAAAGCCAAGAGCGACCAGCAAGCUCUGUGCAGCCAGAUUCUAGUGCUGGGCAAGUGCUACGAUCCAGUCUGCCAGGAUCGUCAUAACGUAAGUCAUUUGGACAGACGUCCUGACCACAUACCUGCAUCCGGAGAUGUCAAGGUGCAGUUGGUUAAGGUUUACUCGCCGACGCACUUUUGCGUUCGCCUACUGGAGCACAUGCCGCUGCAAGGCAGCUGGCAGACGCUGCCCCAUCCGGAAGUGCAGGAGAUUCGCAUGCUGCACAAGCUGGAAAUGGCAUCGACUCACUACUGGCCACCGGUGGUCGGAGCCAUCUGUAUAUACCAAAGCACGAUCGCUAAGGAGCGGGUUCGCGUGCUGGCAGUGGCGACCAUACAGAACGUCAAUAUAGUCCAAUCCGAUUUGCCGGUGAAAGUCCAGGCCGUGGACGUGGACACGCGCAUCUUCUCCACCACCUGCGGACUUCUGUUCCAGUGUCCGGAGUCAGUACAGCGGGAGCCACCGUUGGCCAGCGAUCUGCGAUUGCUCGGGUUGGUGCCGUACACCGGGGAACGCAGCUGGACUGAAGAGGAUGGCCGCAAUGUCAAGUUAAUGCUGACCCAAUUGCCCAAGGACUACUUUCUUCAGUCCAAAAUUCAGUUCGCCACCGCAGGCACACUGUACGUCCGGGAUCUGGUGGCCAUCGUGUAUGAGGACCAACUCGAUGUGCAUCUGCCGCGUCUGAAUCUUGCCGAGGAACUUGUCAAGACCACUUUGGCAAAAAGAUGUGAGAAAGCGGCCAACAUGAUCCUGAACUUUUUCGGGGAGGUGUUCAUAGAAAAAGAUAUAGGAGAGAAGGAGGAGAAGGAUGUUCUGGAGCAGAAGUUGCUGGAAACUAAACCUACGAUUGAAGACGCAUCAAAUAACCAGACGGCCAAACCAUCCGUCAAAACUAAAGAAGGUGCCGGGCCGAAAUCAAAAAAAGAACCAAUUGCCGUGCUGAACGAGUGUUUUGUAAACUGCGCCCUCUUACAGAAGGGAGAUCCUACCUCAUCGUCCAGACAGGACUCCACUCAAGCGGGCAUCGAUCCAGUUAACCAAGCUCAGACACAAUCCCCAAUACCGCACAUGGUGGUACGACCGUUGAUCUACCAUCAGAACACCACUACCUGGGAAUUUGACUUGUACGUAAUAGGAGGUGAUUACGAUUUCGGUUAUUUGAACGAAGACAGCGAUGAAAGUGAAGACGAAGACAGCGAUGAAAGUGAAGACGAAGAGCAGAAUCUGGACGACAUUGAUCGUUAAGACUACAGUGAAAUACCCGAAUAACAAACUUAAAAAUGAAUUUUAAACGUUUCGCGUUUAAAUCAAACUUCAAUUGAUUCACAAAAAUUUUAAAUCUUUUUUUUACAUUGCUUUAACGAAAAUGUAAAUCUGUAUUUCUGCGUAAACCGACUUGCUCAACACUGUUCAAAG
Molecule: messenger RNA, 2886 nt
Organism: Drosophila gunungcola (fruit fly)
Lineage: Eukaryota; Metazoa; Arthropoda; Insecta; Diptera; Drosophilidae
Product: putative ATP-dependent RNA helicase BoYb
Exons: 1
Coding region: 37-2715 (892 amino acids)
Biological process (GO): germ-line stem cell division; transposable element silencing
Molecular function (GO): nucleic acid binding; ATP binding
Source: RefSeq, a predicted model, not a curated record